This is a messenger RNA of Solea senegalensis (Senegalese sole), 2623 nucleotides long. It is a transcript of the gene rpz5, whose product is annotated as rapunzel 5. The record is from RefSeq and is a predicted model, not a curated record. Lineage: Eukaryota; Metazoa; Chordata; Actinopteri; Pleuronectiformes; Soleidae. The coding region runs from base 148 to 1326 and encodes 392 amino acids. The transcript has 2 exons.
CAUCCCAAAGAGGCUGGUGCUCACAGGCACAGCUGGACUACUGGAUAACUGGACUCAGGCCCACUGGAUAUUUACCCAGAAAGGAACAAACAAAGUCUGUCGCUGUUGGAAAACACAUUAGCUUAGUGUCAAACACAUACCGCAGAGAUGAACAGUGUGGCAGACUGGCUUGUGCAGAACAGGGACAAGAUUGAAAAAGGUGUGGAGAUCAUGGGUCAAGCCUCUGAGGUGCUCGCUGCCACCGUGGGCCAGCUUCACCCGGUGCUGGAGGCCGUGUUCGUGGCGUCAGCCGAGCUCCUCAGCAAUCCGGACGGUCAAGAGGCUCGCUACCUGACGCAGCAGUUUGAAAUUGUCAACCAGAAACUCGAGGGAAUCCAAGACGAGAUUGACAAAAUAGCCCUGGAGCUGCAGAAGACGUCGAUGAACAAGCAGAACUUUGACCGCGAGGCGCAGAUGCUCAGCCAGUACGAGAAGUUCCAGGACUUUGUCAAUGCCAAGCCAAAGUUCCGGGAGAAGAAGAAGGAAAAGUUCCUCAGCCAUUUUGAGAACACUGACAGCGACUUGAACAUAGACGCGCUCUAUAAUGCCGUCACAGGGGAGAACACCUCAGGAGACCCCAUGCUGGAGACCGUAGUCACGACCGAGCAGAGGAGCAGACGGGCAGUUGAGGAUUUCUGUGCCCGGCUGAAGAAGCUUUUUGUCGUGGGCAUUAUCGCUGUCAUGGGCCACGCUGCCCUCAAGGAAGGGGCAGUUGGUGAGGAGAUGGUGAAGAAGUGGCAGGGACGGAUGGAGGAUGUGGAGAAACGAAUGAAAGCGGCUGUGGACGACUGCACGGAGAACUUUGCCGAACAAGCCAAGUUAGACAUGGAGCAGCAGCUUCAGGAGAAUCCCGGGACUGUGGACCGUGACUUUACCAAAACCCUUCUGGAUUCACUUGUAAAGAAAUAUGACUGGGUGAACUGGUCAAUCAGGGCCUUCAGUGACCGGGAGCGCAUCUUCUUCUUCAACUGGCUGGCAGGGAAGAAGUGCCAUGGAAGCAGGGGAGCCAAUUGGUUUGACCUUUUGACCAAGAACAAGAUCAAAGUGGUGGUCUCAUUCUGCGUCAACCCCAAGCCCAUUAACAAGUGUCAGAUCCAGGAGCAGAUUGGGCAAAAGCUGAAGGGGAGUAUGAUGGAAGUGGCUCUGUCUUUGAACAAGAGUUUCCCCAACUGCCUGGUCCAUGCUGUCAGCCAUUACAAGGAAGUGGUGGAGAUCAACAACUUCCACGAGGAUUGUUACUACUAUGGAAAACACAAGAGAGCCUACUUGUGUAUCCACCCUGAGUAGCUCUCAGAAAAAGAAAUGAACAAACUGUAGCUGCAUACGCGAAGAAUCAAGCUACGGAUUCAUUCAUUCAUUCAUUCAUGUCUUUAUCAGAGACAGUAUACAAUGAUCCAUAAAGAUUGUCUGUGUUGAUAUAUACAGUAUAUAUAAUCUGCUCUGCCUGCUCCUCUAUGUGAUUCAUGACUUACUUGAAAUUCUAUUCUUUCAUAUGUUUUAUACAUCUAUCUUUUGUUUGAUGAUGCAGCAGCUUCAGUAAUCAGCUCAUGGCAGCACGGACUUGGGUGUGAAUGUGUCCCCAGUAGAUACGACAAAAGAUGGGCGAUAAUGACCAGAACGUUGCCAUACAGUCUAUGACAAGCUGUAUAUUUAAAGAGACAAGUGUGGAUGUAUGAGGUACGACUGCACGGACAGCUGGUCCCUCUUCAGACACUGACCGUCUGACCAUUAACCUUCACAAAAGACUCGUUCUUCACCCACUUAAACCUACGACGUCUAUGUCUCACUGUUAGACAGCGUUUUCCAACAGGAAACAACCAGAUGUUCUUGUGAGCGACACAAGGCAACAGUAGACAAGCAGCACAUGUGUAGCCACAAGCUAAAGCUAAAAACUCAGAUUUACACACGUCUGUCUGAUGGUGAGUUACAACCGCAACAAUAAGGAGUCGCUUUUAUUGGAUGAGCCUUUUGUUAAGUGGCAAAAGAGCAGCCUGCGUGUCCUCAGUGUCUUAAGCUGGUUCUCUUCACUCAGUGCAUUUACAUGCAUGUCAAAGGUCACAUGUUAGUCAGACUAAGACUAAGAUGUCAUGUAAACAUGUUAACUAUCGUACCUGGAUAAUACGAUUCAUAGUCCCAGAAGUAGAAGGAGACUGCACGUACACUGCAGCACUGUUGGACAAACGAAAGCUCCAGAGACGCAGAAUGUACAGCAGCUGUGAAACUUACUAAACCGCAGCACUGUCCAACAUCCAAUGUUUGUUAUCCUGUGAUGGAAAGGUCAACAGGAAACUGAUUCAAUACGCACUCGCUUACAGAGAGUCAGACGUACAUGAGCUGGAUUCAACUGUGCAUGUAAGCGUCCUGACUGACACCUCAGAAAACCUUCACUAUCACUCUAUGGUACCCUUAGACAAGUAUGUGUUUUUUAUUGUUUUUAAAAAGUCCAGUAUCCAAUAUUUGUUGCUGCUUUUGGUGCAAUAUAAUAUAGUGCUGCGGGGGAAGCCUCUGAAAUCUGUAGACCACAAUCUUUACCAAGACAUUUAUGUAUAUUUUACUUUGAUUUGUAAUAAACAAAAACAAAGGA